Messenger RNA from Nerophis lumbriciformis (worm pipefish), 1293 nucleotides. The record is from RefSeq and is a predicted model, not a curated record. NCBI's taxonomy places the organism in Eukaryota, Metazoa, Chordata, Actinopteri, Syngnathiformes, Syngnathidae.
AUGCUUGGAAGUCGGGAAGAAACGGAACAAGAAGCCGAGUGUGUUGCUCCCGACGCGGCCAGUGUUAAGGCGACCAGGCCGAGGAAGAGGAAGGCAGAUGUUGCCAUUUAUUUACAAGAUGUGGAUGAAGACGAGAUGACCAAGAAGAAGCAGCGGGACUGCCAGGUGGCGCAGCAGUCUGACGAAGGCGCGUACACAAGUCCUCGGCGCCGGACGUCUACGCUGGAACGCCACGACGAGCGGCAGAUUACGCUGAUCAACGUCGGGUUCCCUCAUUACGACCUCGCCAACGUCUUGGCCACUCCCGUUCACUGUGCGCCGCUUCCUGCGCUCUGCUGGGCGAGUAAAGACGUGGUGUGGAACAACAUGCUAGCCAAAGACAAAACGUACACGCGCACCGUCAACAUGAUGGAUAAACAUCCACACCUUCAGCCCAAGAUGAGAGCCAUUCUACUCGACUGGCUCAUGGAGGUGAGCGAAGUAUACAAGCUGCACCGCGAGACGUACCACUUGGCGCAGGACUACUUUGACCGCUUCAUGGCCACGCAGAGCAACGUCUUCAAGUCCACGCUACAGCUCAUCGGCAUCAGCUGCCUUUUCAUCGCCGCCAAAGUCGAGGAGAUGUACCCUCCCAAAGUGCACCAGUUUGCCUACGUGACGGACGAAGCCUGCACCGAAGAUGAGAUCCUCAGCAUGGAGAUCAUCAUUAUGAAGGAGCUGAAAUGGAGUCUGAGCCCGCAGACGCCCGUUUCCUGGCUCAACGUCUACAUGCAGGUGGCGUACCUCAACGAGUCGGACCAAGUGCUCAUCCCCAAGUACCCGCAGGCCACUUUUGCUCACAUAGCAGAGCUUCUAGACGUUUGCAUGCUCGACAUGCGCUGCCUCGAGUUCUCCAACGGCGUUCUGGCCGCCUCAGCCCUUUUCCACUUUUCGUCACUGGAGCUGGUGGAGAACGUGUCGGCCUUGAAGAGGGCGGAGCUGGAGGAAUGCGUUCGGUGGAUGGUGCCCUUCGCCGUGGCGCUGCGGGAAUCGGGCGGCACGCCCUUGAAGACGUUCGCCGGCGUGGCCGCGGACGACGUGCACAAUAUCCAGACGCACGCCCCCUACUUGACGUGGAUGGAGAAGGCGUCGUCCUACAGAGAAUCGGACUUGGAAAGUCAAGGCGGCUGCCAACUGCCGUCCGGCGUCCUCACGCCGCCGCUCAGCAGCGAGAAGACUGCCGAAGACCGGGACCCUGCGGCGACCGCGUUGCGACCCAAGUUGCGGGCUGCCGAAUGGACGCUGGCGCCUUAG